Molecule: messenger RNA, 1724 nt
Organism: Passer domesticus (house sparrow)
Lineage: Eukaryota; Metazoa; Chordata; Aves; Passeriformes; Passeridae
Gene: SLC18A1
Product: solute carrier family 18 member A1
Exons: 16
Coding region: 3-1583 (526 amino acids)
Biological process (GO): transmembrane transport; aminergic neurotransmitter loading into synaptic vesicle
Cellular component (GO): synaptic vesicle membrane; terminal bouton
Molecular function (GO): serotonin:sodium:chloride symporter activity
Source: RefSeq, a predicted model, not a curated record
CCAUGUCCCCGGGGGUGUCCCCAGGGGUGUCCCCAGCCGUGUCCCCAGCCGUGUCGCAGCCCUGGCUGGCCGCGGGCAGGGCCUCUCCCCGCCUGGUGCUGGGGGUGGUGUUCGUGGCGCUGCUGCUGGACAACAUCCUGCUCACCGUCGUGGUCCCCAUCGUCCCCACCUUCCUCUACACCACCGAGUACGAAGGCGCCAAGAGCUCCGCGAGCCCGGCCGUGCCCGAGCCCAGCCCCGCAGCCCCGGGGGCUCCUCCUCCCUUCUCCUCCGUGCCCUCCUCUUUUGACAACACCACCGUGCCCGUUCGGGGCUUCAGCAGCGCCCUGGGGCCGCGCAACGGGACGGGGAGGCACCCCCCAGCCCCGGGCAGGAGCUGCCUGCAGGGAGGGCAGUUCCUGGCGCAGGAGAACACCCGCGUGGGGCUGCUCUUCGCCUCCAAGGCUCUGGUGCAGCUGCUGGUCAACCCCUGGGUGGGUGUGCUGACCAACAGGAUCGGGUACCACAUCCCCAUGUUCCUGGGCUUCACCAUCAUGUUCCUCUCCACCAUCAUGUUUGCUUUCUCAGGCACCUACACGCUGCUGCUCACCGCCAGAGCCCUGCAGGGCGUCGGCUCCUCCUUCUCAUCGGUGGCAGGCCUGGGGCUGCUGGCCAGCGUGUACCCGGACGACGCGGAGAGGGGCAGCGCCAUGGGCAUCGCCCUGGGAGGCCUGGCCUUGGGAGUGCUGAUCGGGGCGCCCUUCGGGAGCAUCAUGUACGAAUUCGUGGGCAAGGCGUCGCCCUUCCUGGUCCUGGCCUUCCUCGCCCUCCUGGAUGGAGCUCUGCAGCUGUGCAUCCUGCAGCCCUCGCGGAUCUCCCCGGAGAGCACCAAAGCCACCCCUGUAUCCACCCUGCUGCGAGACCCCUACAUCCUGGUGGCUGCAGGAGCCCUCUGUUUCUCCAACAUGGGGGUGGCCAUGCUGGAGCCCACGCUGCCCAUCUGGAUGCUGCAGACCAUGUGCUCCCCGCAGUGGCAGCUCGGGAUGGCAUUCCUGCCUGCCAGCAUCUCCUACCUCAUUGGCACCAACCUCUUUGGGAUUCUGGCCAACAGGAUGGGCAGGUGGCUGUGCUCCAUGAUUGGGAUGGCUGUGGUGGGAAUCAGCCUCCUCUGUGUCCCUCUGGCCACCAACAUUUACGGGCUGAUCGGCCCCAACGCCGGCCUGGGCUUUGCCAUAGGCAUGGUGGACUCCUCCAUGAUGCCCAUCAUGGGCUACCUGGUGGACCUGCGCCACACCUCAGCCUACGGCACCGUCUACGCCAUCGCCGACGUGGCCUUCUGCACGGGCUUUGCUGUCGGUCCGUCCACGGGCGGGGCGAUCGCGCGAGCCCUGGGCUUCCCCUGGCUGAUGGUGAUGGUGGGCGUGCUGAACGUGGCCUACGCCCCGCUCUGCUGGCUCCUGCGCAGCCCCCCGGCCACGGAGGAGAAGAUGGCCAUCCUGAGCCAGGAGUGCGCCAUGAAACCCAAGAGCUACAGCACGAAGGAAGCCCAGCGGGAAUCGCCCCUCACGGAGGAGAGCGACGGGGAGGCGGAAAACGUGGAAUAGCCAAGGAAUGUCUGCCCUGCUUUGGAAUUGUAAUUAUGGUGACAGAACACGGAUGUGAGGGCAGCCACUGCCGGCCCAGCCUGCCCCAGACUCAACAAUCUCCAGCCUCUGCUCCUGGAUUUGGAGGCUCCAUCCAUUCCC